AUGUUUUCAAAAGCUGAAUGUGGAAGCAAUGCCAAUGUACCGCAUUAUGAUUUAAAUAUCGAUGAAACUAAUUUGUUUUACAACUCCAAAUUAAUUGCCAGCUGGAUCAAGACAGAUUGGAAUGUUGAUGACAUAAGCUGCCAGGUAUUCAAAGAUGGUCUAACGAAUAAACUGGUCGCGUGCAUAAAUAAAGGUAGCAAAAAUUGUGAUAAUGGAGAGUUGAAGUUGAGUGAAGAGAAUGUAAUUUUGGUCAGGAUACAUGGAAGUGGCAGUGACCUCGUCAUAGACAGGGAGGACGAGUUGUUGAGUAUGUUGGCUCUCCAUUCUCUCGAGUGCUCCAGGCCUCUAUAUGGCAAGUUCAACAAUGGAAUUGUGUAUGGGUUCGCAUCUGGUGUAGUACUUAAUCAGCAGCAUAUUCAUGACUUUGAUGUACAAAGGCUGAUAAUAAAGGAGAUGGUGAAGUUGCAUUCCCUGGACCACAGAGUGCUUCGUAAGUUGUCUCGCGAAGGAAGUUUCAGUACGGUGAGGCCUCAGUUAUUUGAGACCAUACAUAAAUGGAUGAAAAACAUUCCUUGCCACGAACAUCCCAUGCCUCAACGUUGGAGUAAGCAGAGACUGGAGUGUGAGGUAGACUUGUUGGAGCAUCAUCUAUCAUCUCUCAACUCGCCUGUUGUCUUCUGUCACAAUGAUUUGCUGCCGAAAAACAUUAUUUACGAUGCAGACCUAAAGAAGGUGAGCUUUAUUGAUUUUGAGUAUACAUUCUUCAACUAUCAAGCUUUUGAUAUUGGAAAUUUUUUCUGUGAAUUUGCAGGCAUGACAGAGGUAGAUUACAAUUUGUACCCUUCAAGAGAAUUUCAGAUGAAAUGGUUGACAAUAUUUCUGGAGACCUACAACAACUUUCACAAAUUAAAUAAAGCAAUAACUCUUGAAGAUGUUGAUGUUCUGUACAAACAAGUUUCAAAAUUUUCUCUGGCCUCCCAUAUUUUUUGGGCGAUUUGGGCUGUCAUACAAGCCGAACAUUCGAAUAUUGAUUUUAACUACAUUGAAUUUGCUCGGAAGAGAUUGGAUGAAUAUGAAAAAAGAAAAGACGAGUUUCUCUCUCUUUCCAUCAUUACCUAA
Molecule: messenger RNA, 1119 nt
Organism: Helobdella robusta
Lineage: Eukaryota; Metazoa; Annelida; Clitellata; Rhynchobdellida; Glossiphoniidae
Exons: 8
Coding region: 1-1119 (372 amino acids)
Biological process (GO): phosphatidylethanolamine biosynthetic process
Cellular component (GO): cytoplasm
Molecular function (GO): ethanolamine kinase activity
Source: RefSeq, a predicted model, not a curated record